Phytophthora nicotianae INRA-310 is the source of this 2923-nucleotide messenger RNA. RefSeq lists its product as hypothetical. Lineage: Eukaryota; Oomycota; Peronosporomycetes; Peronosporales; Peronosporaceae. Bases 341 to 2923 code for a protein of 860 amino acids. Gene Ontology annotation, biological process: lipid metabolic process. The transcript is spliced from 2 exons. The record is from RefSeq and is a predicted model, not a curated record. Gene Ontology annotation, molecular function: phosphoric diester hydrolase activity.
GCUCGGCACUGAGGAACUCUAUUAUAAAACUAAAUCUUCCAGCAACAUUAGCGUUACCAGUGGUAGAUAGUGGUAACUUACCACUAAGAACAAUCACACGAUUCAAGUUUUUUUGUGCGUUUUUCACAAACGUCUGGGAUUUCCAACCAAGAUGGGGAGUGCCUCUGCGCUACAAUUUCGAUAGUCAUCCCUGCUAUCCUGGCGGCAAUUGGCCGCUUCGAUCGCACAGCGAACAGGGGAAAUUCUAUCUUCCGAUGCGCAUGGAGGUUACGGUGUUUGCAACCCCCACUGACAAUCCCUCGGUUCAUUUCGGAAAAACUCUGCUUCGACGCAGGACACUAUGAAUCUCCGUCGAUUCGCAGCCUCCGCUUUUGUGGGCUUAUUGGGUCUUGCGUCCAUUGCCCCGCACAUGGAGGUACAGGCUCAGGAAUGUACAGCCAAGGAAAAUACAUUCGGCUUUCUCGUGGACGCUCUACCUGCGGACUUCGGUCUCAACACUUGCGUUGCUAAUAACGUCGGAACAAUCGCUUUGGCUGUUGCGAGCACUCUUUUCAGCAGUUGUGGCGCUUUGGAUAUCUACGAUAUCGUCAAGAAUGAAGACUUCAAGGGGUUAAUGAACUUGUUCAAAUCCAUUGCUGCCAAACCCGCUGACAUUUCUCCGCUCAUCUACAAGUACAUGGCCGCUCAAAACGACGACAGUGUGGACAAUUUGUGCGAUGCCUUUAGUGGAGCUCUUGGACCGUGCGGUGAAAAGGUUAUUCCGAAACUCCUUCCAGCGUUCCAAAAAGACGACGUGUGCUGCGCUGACAUCAGUGAUCUCAUUGAUUUACUCAACAUCGUCGUGCCUGCCGAUAAGAGCAUGGAGUUUUUCAUAGUUAACGAGCUCAUUGACGGCUUUAACAGGUUUUUAUGUUCCAAGAAAGGAGACGCGUCGUGCGGUCUCGACAUGUUUUCGCAGUUGACGAAGAUGUACACAGUGGAAAACUUCGAUUUCUUCCAGCACAUGGUGCUCCCGUUCAUGACUAUCGGAGGGGGAGAAGAGUGCUCGGGAUUGUCGGGCAACCCCUACAAGGACACGGCGUCACAGGCAUCGGGUACCACCAUCAACUUCGGAUGUUGCGUUCAUCAGAUGCGUCCGUUUAUCCAGACAAUUCAAGCUGCGGUUAAGUACAUCACCAACGAUGAAACCUGGGAUAUCCUAAGUGGCAUGGUGUCGUUCAAGGCUCCUAAGGGUGGCUUCGUUGACACGCUUACAGGAACCAAGACUUGCGAGUUCGACGGUGAUUCGUGUGAUGACCCCAAGGGUAUGGCUGAUGAUCUGGAAAUGACACGUAAACCUGGUGGGAAAAACCCGGGCAAGAACGACCUUAUUGAUACAGACUGCAAACUUGUGGACAAGUGCAGUGGAGACAAAUCCGUGUGUAGUCAAGUGUGCGACAGAGGCUCAGUUGCUGUCCCGGAAUGGCUCAAAUCGACUCUGGCUUACCAGCGCAACUUGGCGUUCAGUGGGCCGUUCUGUUACGCACAGAUCCCAGCUUCACACAACAGCGCUAUCACACUCGCUGAUGGCUUUGGAAACCGCGAUCAGCUCUUCAACAAGAACUUGAAUCCGGAUAAGUGGUGGUCGUACCUUAAGACCAAUAACCAGGUGCUGAGUAUGACCGACCAGCUCGAUAUUGGAAUUCGGUUCCUCGAGAUUGACACGCAUUUUUUCCUCAAUGAUCUCCGCACGGGCCACUGCGGUUCUCUGGGCUCAGAGGCUGUCGCGGGAUUCUUUGGCACGUUAGGCAAAACACUCGGUAACUACGGCACGUACAAUUGGGGCCCUGAACUAUUGGGUUGCUUCCCGUCGAUUUCAGGUAUUAAGUCAUCGGAGCAACCUUUGACAAAGGAUUCCUUGGACGAGAUCAAGGCGUGGCUGAACGCGAACCCCACAGAGUUUGUCGUCGUGUACUUGGAUACUGGUGCAGACAUCAAACGAUCGGACAAAUUCGGCGUCAUUGACACUCUGUUUACCGAUACCUUUGGAGAUUUGCUCGUCCCGCUGAAGGCACUUGAUGACUUGGCCAAGGGCAAGUGGGCUGGUGGCAGUAUCAACGAGUUUAUCAAUGCUGGACACCAGGUGCUGGCCCUUACAAACACUAAGACCAAAGCUGCUUACAGUCUGUACGACAUGUGCACUGCCGAGAAGGAUCUCACGGUCGAGUUCAUCGAUGACCUGCCCGACGCUAAACGGCUCAUUAACGGUAUUGCUAUCUACAGCAACACGAACUGGAUCCGGUCGUGGUCGGAGCAGAUUCGCUACAUUUCGCUUGCAGCGUCGGGAACCCUCACGAGGAAAUUCCCAGUGUUCUUGGACGCUAAGAGUAUCCCCAACUAUCUGCGGUGGAAUGUGAACCUUAUCGCACAGGAUAAUGCGGAUAUCGCCAAGAUGGCUGCAACGGUUUGGUCAUGGGCAGAAAAGGAACCAAGCACUACAGUGGAAGACGCAUAUGUGCUCAUGGACGUCAAUGGCCGUUGGGUAGCUAGCACAGACGCGAAGAAGAGCUCACGAGCGUGCUGGGACGGCGCGAAGCUAGCGUGGUCCAUCGUUGCAUUUGCCAAGGAUUGUCCUGCUGGAACAGCCUUUAAAGCCCCGACGGAUCCGUACCAGAAUUAUUUACUGCACGAAGCGCUCAAGGCCCAGAAGAUCGCAGACACGUCGCUCGUGAUCAACGCGACGUUGACGGCAGUAGGAGCACCUACUCCCGUGCCUUCUGUGGUGGCAGUCGUCACAGACGCUGCACCUGCUCAAACCGACACCGGUGGCUCUGCACCUGCUCAAACUGACACUGGCGGCUCUGCACCUGCUCAAACCGAGGCGAACAAGACGUCUAAUGCAUCACCGCUCUGCAGAACGGAAGGCGGGUGUGGUGGUAAAUAG